AUGAUAUUGUCAAUUAAUGAAGUUGUUGAUUUAGUAAUUCUUGUCGUCUUUAACAAAGUAUAUUUGUUCGAAACAAAAUUUAAAUACAGUUAUGAAGACAAUUGCAGUUUAUAUAAUUUGAUUGACAACGGUCCAACGUAUGAUUUUCCAUUAUUUUUAAAAGUUGUCAAAGGAUUAAAUGGGGACAUUAACACAGUAUCAUUUCAAUCUCCAAUAUAUGGCACAUAUUUGCGUCAAAAAAAUUUUACUAUAUAUAUAGAGUACAAAUCACCAGGAACUUUUACCGAUGAUGCAUCAUUUAUUUUGCAAAAAAACAAGUAUUAUAAUGACUACACAGUAGUUCAACUCUAUAACUUUACAAGUAAUUUCAUCAUAAGUUGCGGAAGUCGUUUAUAUAUUGUUAAUGAAUCUAUGACGGAAGAGUAUAAAAGCCGUGCUAGCUUUAAAAUAUCAGAGAAUUAUAACAGUACCUGUUCUGAUGGUUGGAUACAAAACGGAACUUAUUGUUACCUUUUUUACCGUGCAAGUGAAACGGUACAAGGAAAAAAUUGGUAUAACUCUCAUUUGUCAUGUCAAAAUUAUGGAGGAAAUUUAUUAAGUAUAGCAGACGAAGCAGAAAAUGCAUUUAUUAUAGAGCAGCUUAAAAGAGAUGUAGGCAGGAGUUACUGGAUUGGUCUUAACAUUACAUCAACAACUUAUUUUGUAUGGUCUGAUUAUACAAUUUCACAAUUUUCUAAUUGGAAGCAAGGCGAACCUAACAAUGCAGAUAAUAAAAAUGAGGCUUGCGUGGAAGCAACAUUAGACGGUUGGAAUGACGAAACUUGUGAACAUGUGUUUAGAUAUAUAUGUAAAUAUGGAACAGGGGUUGGUAAUGGUAGUUGCAUUUAUGGUGGGCUACAAAAUAGAAACCACUGUUACAUAAUCUUUAACAAUGAUACACAAAAUUGGUAUAAUUCUCUUUUAUCAUGCCGUCGACUUGGAGAGUUGUUAAGUGUUACAGAUCAAGUAGAAAAAGUUUUUAUUGAUGAGCAACUUCUUUUAAUAGGAAAAACUAAUUUAGCAAAUAAUAUCACAGAUAUCAUGCACUACUGGAUAGGUCUUAAUAAUUACCCAACGAAGAAAAAUUUUACAUGGUCUGAUAAUACAACUUUAAUGUUUACUUAUUGGAAUUCUGCAGAGCCUAACAAUGGAAAUAAUAAUAAUGAGGCUUGCGUAGAAGCAACAUAUACUGGUUGGAACGACAUUACUUGUGAUACCGUAAUGAGUUUCAUUUGUAAAGCUAAAAUAGUGACAUGGUCAAAAUGGAGUGAAUGGUCAACCUAUGAUGAAUCUUGUAUCAAAACAAAAACACGCACUUGUAACAGCAAUCAAUGGUUAAGUUGCAGUGGACAAAACAUUAUGAUAUCAAACGAAAUUUUAUGUGAAGAAAUUAAUGAACUGGUUAUAGAGGAAGAGUUUAUGCUUGUAAAAAAUACCUUGAUAAUAACUUUGUCAUCAUUGGAAAAAACGUAUUCAGUUUCGUUCAUGAUAAAACCUAUGUCAUAUUCAGCUGUAUGGGCUAGUGUUGUUCACUUAACUAUAGACGAAGAUAGAGAUGAUUUUGGGCGAAGAAUUCCUGGAGUAUGGUUUGCACCUGAUAAAUUAGGGGCUUUGGCAAUAGUAUCUGCAAUUAAUGAUAAUUAUAAUUAUAAUUUCUAUUCUGAAAUACUACCAUUAAAUGAGUGGUCUAUUAUAGAAAUUUCUCAAAAUGAAACCAAUGGAGUAUAUACGUUUACGUGCUACAUAAAUGGCCAGCUUAUUCAUAGCGUUGAAAACAAAAGUCCAAAAUCUUUUAAAAAUGUAAAGGUUUAUGUAGCUGAUCCAUGGUACAAUGCUCAAGAUGGUUCAAUUAAAAAACUUAAAAUUAAAAAUGGUUUUUCUACAACAACUUCAAUUUUACUGUCUACAAUAACACCAACAACUUCGAUUGAAGUUAAACUCAAUACAUUGAUGCCAUCUCCAAGUUUAUUGAAUUCUUUUGUUUUUACACCAAUAUAUUCACCUACAGAAGAUUUUAGCAGCAUUAUUGCAGAAAAGAACUUUACAACUCCAACUUUGUUUUCCCCAAUAACAGCUCUAACUUCAAUUUUAUUUAAUUUGACCAGUUUGGAACUAUCUACAUUUCUACUAAAAUCUCUUGCUUUUACACCACUUUAUAGCAGCGUUGUUGUAGAAGAGUUUUCUGCCAUGAUGCCAUAUUUAUCAACAAGAACAACUGCAACUAUACCAUAUUAUAUCGCUAAUUCAAGACCAUCUUUUUCUUUAUUGAAUUCUGUUAGUAUUACAGCUUCAACAAAAGAAAAUUACAGCAGUAAUAUAUUUAAAGAAGGGUUUGAAUGGAGUGAGUGGAGUGAAUGCUCUGCAUCAUGUGGAAAAGGUUAUAAAACCAGUCAUACCUUGAGUCUGACAUUAAAUAUGUUUGAAUUAAUUGAAUCUUGUGUCGUAAGACAUUGUCCAGUGUAUGGAAAGUGGGGUGAAUGGAUGAGAUCAGCGUGUUCAAAAACUUGCAGUGGUGGUAUAGUAACAUUAUACAGAACAUGUGACAGUCCCAUUCCAGCUUAUUAUGGCCAAGAUUGUUUGGGUAUUAGCAAUUAUACUGAAGAUUGCUCCAAUAAUAUUAUUUGCCCCGUUAAUGGAGUUUGGUCAGAAUGGUCAGAGUGGUCAUUAUGUACUCAACCAUGUGGUGGUGGUGUAGUUACAAGAUCUCGUGAUUGUUCUAACCCGACUCCUAAGUAUGGUGGGAUGUCAUGCUAUGAAGACAGUAGUCAGGUCAAAGCUUGUCCAUUGAAAAGUUGCAAAAUAGUGGACUUAAACUUGGUUGUUUUUUUUAUUGAUGAACUUUUUGAUGAUAGCUAUUUUUAUUUGAAGUCGCGUCCUUCAUUAGACCUAAAGGAAAAAAUUAGAUCUUCGAUAGCAAAUCUUUACAAUACUUUCAAGACAAAUGCAACGUUUAGGAUUACAGUUUAUUCUAUAAAAAACGAGGAGCCUUAACUAAUUCAAUCGCUAUGUUCUUGCUGUUUAGUCUUGGUGCAAAUAAAAUAUUUAUUUAACUCAACUUUUCGAAAAACUCAUUAUGCAUAGUAGAUUAUACAUUUUAUAUUUAUUUUACUUACAGUUAAAUCUUUAAGAUUUAAGAUUAGCAGUUCUUAUUUAAUGCUCUACAAACUUUUUUCUCUGUGUGGUUUAUAAUAAAUUAAAUAAA
Messenger RNA from Hydra vulgaris (swiftwater hydra), 3241 nucleotides. RefSeq lists its product as uncharacterized. Gene Ontology annotation, molecular function: signaling receptor activity. NCBI's taxonomy places the organism in Eukaryota, Metazoa, Cnidaria, Hydrozoa, Anthoathecata, Hydridae. The record is from RefSeq and is a predicted model, not a curated record.